GGUGUAAGAGAUGUCGAACGACGUCCGACACAGGUCAUGAUAACCUUGGAGCGCUAGUGCUCCGAUCCCGCCGCCACUUCUCUGCUCAUGAUUUCAAAGCCGGACCAUCGUCAUGUCACACCUCACACGAUGCGCAUUUCUUCCCAACCCACACUCCUACACCCUGCGUCCCCAGUGAACCGCGCGCCUGACUGAGCACGCCAAAAUGCCUCUCGAACACGUCCGCAACAUUGUCCUUGUGCUUUCGGGCAAAGGCGGGGUAGGCAAAUCGAGCGUUACAACCCAACUCGCCCUCACACUGUCGCUACAAGGCCAUUCGGUUGGCGUCCUCGACAUCGAUCUCACAGGUCCCUCUAUACCGCGCUUCUUCGGCAUUGAAGAGAAAAAGGUGCGACAAGCGCCUGGUGGCUGGAUACCGGUGCCGGUGCACGAAUCGCAAACACUCUCGCCGAAAGCAGAUGGCACAGAUGGCAACGCAGCAACACAGGGGCAGCACGUCGGUGCGCUAUCAUGCAUGUCGUUAGGUUUCAUCUUGGCAAACAGGAGCGACGCGGUCAUCUGGCGCGGUCCCAAGAAGACGGCUAUGGUCAGGCAGUUUCUGACCGACGUGCUCUGGCCUGAGCUCGAUUUCCUUCUCAUCGACACUCCCCCGGGCACCUCCGACGAGCACAUCUCCCUCCUCGAAACCCUUCUCAAGCAAGUCGCCUCGCCCACUGCUCCGCCCAACCAGCUCGCCGGUGCCGUCGUCGUCACUACGCCACAAGCCAUUUCGAUAUCAGACGUUAAGAAGGAGCUGAACUUCUGCAGGAAGACAGGGAUAAGGGUUUUGGGCGUUGUGGAGAACAUGGCCGGCUUCGUGUGCCCGAACUGCAGCGAGUGCACGAAUGUCUUCAGCAAGGGCGGAGGAGAGAUCAUGGCGAGGGACUUUGAGGUACCAUUUUUGGGGAGCGUGCCAAUUGACCCGGCGUUUGUUAUGUUGGUAGAAGAGGGCGCAAGACCAGUGUAUCCAAAGGGAACGAUCAUCGAGGGGACAGAUGUUAGCAGUUCUGGCGUGACGGGUGGCUCCAAGGAGGGCUUAUUCGUCGACAAGUACAGGGACUGUUCUCUGGCACCGCUGUUUGAUGGAUUUGUGAAGAAGCUGCUGGUCGAUAUCCGAAGCACCGCAUGAGAAGAAGAUGACUACGAAGUCCGGGCAAUGAUACCAAAUAACGUCUAGACGAUAAAACAUUACCACAACGAGCAUCCGUUCUGCUUUCCUCACGACCGAUACACGCAACAACUGAACGGGCUCUGCAGGUGUUGGUGCUGUGCGAGCGGAGGGGAGGUGUGAGUGAGACCUCUAGCGUGGCAGGCACUCCUGAGCUCUAACCUGUAUCUUCCUCCGCGACUCAAACAUCAAGACGCGGAGCCCUGUGCCCCGCAGUGAAUACCUAAUUCACCUUCGCUCAAGCACUCAGUUUGAGUGUUUGAAGUAAACCUUUUUACAUUCCGGUCCGACCCGACCCCUCAGGCUGCGAAUAGUGAAAGUCGCUCAGAGUUUCUUUGGCGCUUUGCACCCGUACACAGCUUUUCAACGUUGACAUAC
Boeremia exigua is the source of this 1585-nucleotide messenger RNA. RefSeq names its product P-loop containing nucleoside triphosphate hydrolase protein. Gene Ontology annotation, biological process: iron-sulfur cluster assembly. The coding region runs from base 206 to 1168 and encodes 320 amino acids. Lineage: Eukaryota; Fungi; Ascomycota; Dothideomycetes; Pleosporales; Didymellaceae. Gene Ontology annotation, molecular function: ATP binding; 4 iron, 4 sulfur cluster binding; ATP-dependent FeS chaperone activity. Gene Ontology annotation, cellular component: cytosol. The record is from RefSeq and is a predicted model, not a curated record. The transcript has a single exon.